AUGACAAACACUGGAAACCUGUCCUGUAAGAAAUCCUUCAACAACAAACAAAAGCAAAACUAUCUGCCGAAGCGGAUAAUACUGGUGCGCCAUGGGGAAACCCAAGUGAAUGAGGAUGAGACUGUUCUUGAAUACGUGCCCAAUUACAAGAUCAAGUUGAGCAAAAAGGGUCGCCAUCAGGCUCACAAAACUGGCUCCAAAAUCAGGGAAAUUAAAUUGUUUCAAAACAGCGACUGGAAGGUCUUCUUUUAUGUUUCUCCGUCGAGCAGAACCAGGGAAACGAUGGAAGAGAUCAUGGGCGGAGGAGAAACGUUCCCCAAAGAGAAAGUUGUGGGAGUGCGAGAAGAAUGCAGGCUGAGGGAACAACACUUUGGGAAUUUCCAGGAAAUGGAGACGAGGAAGAAGAUCAAGAGAAUGAGGAACGGGUACGGGAAAUUCUUCUACCGUGUCCCUGAUGGCGAAUCCAGUGCUGAUGUUCACGACAGAGUAUCAGCUUUUCUUGAAGGGCUGUGGAGGGACAUGGAAACCAACAGAUUCGGCAAUGGCCCGUCGAACGAGCUGAACCUGAUAGUGGUUUCCCAUGGGCUCACGAUUCUUCUCUUCCUCAUGAAAUGCUUCAAUUGGAGUAUUGAUCAGUUUGAGGGUCUGACCAAUCCAGGAAACUGCGAGUACAGAGUGAUAGAGGUAGGAUGCAACGGGGAAUACAGCCUGUCUGUUCAUCACCAAGAUGAGGAGCUGAGGGAAUGGGGAUUGUCUCAAGAAAUGAUUGAGGAGCAGAAGCUUAGAGCUUAUGGCCCCGGAUUUCUUUGAAUCACAAAGUCUGAGUAAUUAAUGUCCAGAAUCCAGCAACUUGUGAUGACGGCGUUGAAGAUUCCGGUCAUGACAAAAAAUGAAAAAUCUUAUACACCACCCACUUCCUUAAUUACAAGGAGACUCUGGUCUGAUAGGUUUUACUUCCGAUUGAAUAACUGUUUUUGGUUGCGCUUCUGUUCUUUCAAUUCUCAAUUCUUUUAGUUCUUUACUGAUA
Molecule: messenger RNA, 1027 nt
Organism: Sesamum indicum (sesame)
Lineage: Eukaryota; Viridiplantae; Streptophyta; Magnoliopsida; Lamiales; Pedaliaceae
Source: RefSeq, a predicted model, not a curated record